UCUCUCUCUCUCUCUCUCUCACACACACACACACACACACACACACACACUCAUAGCAUGUUUUAAGUUACUGGGUAGCCUUGAAAAGCAUCCAUCUCUCUCUCUAAACUGCCACAACUGUUUCUCAUGCCAUAUAUGUGUUUUGUGGGUUUUUUGGGUUUUUUCUAACACCUGAUGUUAGUGAAAUUGUGGUAAUUUUAGAGGUGAAAAAUGGGGGAAGAUAUGGGUUGGGGUUGGCCACCAAUUGAAGCUCCACUUAAUACCCAAAAAGAUGAGCAUUGGAGAGAGUAUGAUAACUCUGUCAAUGCUGUUUCUUUUGGGUUUGUUGCCACUGCCAUUCUCAUUUCCAUGUUCUUUGUCAUGGCCAUCUUUGAGAGGUUUCUCAGACCCACCUCGCCGGCUUCUUCGCUUUCCGGUGGCCGGUACCGGAGAGAAGAUGUCGAGUCCCAAUUAAGCUUCAAUGGAAAGCUUCCUCAUCCAUCACCCAAAGUAUCUGUGAAUGCCAGAGAAGUCUCAGUGUUGAUGCCCGGAGAAGAUGUUCCCACCUUCAUUGCCCACCCGACUCCCAUGCCUUGCCCUCCCGAACGCGUCCCAUGGCCUUCCCAUCAACAUAUUGUUCAAUCGCCAAGUUUCACCCCAAACUCAAGCUCAACCUGAAAGAACCAAACAUCGGAAAUGCCUCCAUAAAACUGUAUUCAAUAUCAUGGGCCGAACUUUUGCAGAGGACAUGCAUUACUAUAGAUGCACAAGCUGGAGGUUGUCAUCUGAAAAAUAGGUCCUUUUUCACCAUCAGAGUCACUUGAAUUUAUGUACAUAGACAGGGCAAGCUAGCUUCGAUAUGUCGGAAGAACCACCAAUGAAAUAGCGAGCAAGGCUUUAGCUUGCAUGCACUAUUAUUUUCAUAUGUUCCAUAGUUUUCAGAUAUUCCAGAUGUGACUUUGCAAGAAAAUGAAGGAAUGGUGUUUGAUGUUGGGUAGAGGGGUAAAACAUUGAUUGUCUUUUAUCUUUUUGGUUGGUCAUUGCAAGUACUCACACUUUCAUAGAUAUCAAUGGAAUUGUAACUAUAAUAUUCAAUCAGCACCAA
Cornus florida is the source of this 1084-nucleotide messenger RNA. RefSeq lists its product as uncharacterized. NCBI's taxonomy places the organism in Eukaryota, Viridiplantae, Streptophyta, Magnoliopsida, Cornales, Cornaceae. The transcript is spliced from 2 exons. The record is from RefSeq and is a predicted model, not a curated record. The coding region runs from base 211 to 657 and encodes 148 amino acids.